Molecule: messenger RNA, 1751 nt
Organism: Polistes canadensis
Lineage: Eukaryota; Metazoa; Arthropoda; Insecta; Hymenoptera; Vespidae
Gene: CycG
Product: cyclin-G1
Exons: 6
Coding region: 420-1469 (349 amino acids)
Biological process (GO): regulation of cyclin-dependent protein serine/threonine kinase activity; mitotic cell cycle phase transition
Cellular component (GO): cyclin-dependent protein kinase holoenzyme complex; cytoplasm; nucleus
Molecular function (GO): cyclin-dependent protein serine/threonine kinase regulator activity
Source: RefSeq, a predicted model, not a curated record
GAUAUAAUUCUUCUUAUAUUGUGUGUAACUUAUAUAUAUUAUAUUUGUACCAAGAGGAUUUAAAAGAUUCGAUUACGAAAGUUUGGUCGAAAGUGUGUGUGUGUGUAACGUGUGGGUCCACAUAUACACACAAAUAUAUACGUUAUAUAUAUACACAUAUAUUGCGACUGACAGUUCGUUUUGCUGUUGGUCAUUGACGCUUUGAACUAUAUACUUCUGCUUUUAUCUUCUUCUUUGUAAAGAAGAUUAUACGAACAAUACUAUCUUCGUUUAGUUUCUCUUUUCAAAUAUAAGGCCAGCCAGUUGUGCCAUUCUUAUUGAGUGACCAGAAUUUUUAGUUAUUCAAUCAAUAACGUUUUGAUUUGUAUACUAAAAUUCUACCGUUUUCAUAGUAAGCGGUUUUGUCACACAACAUAAGAAUGGACACAUCAGGCUUUCCUGUACCGGAUGCGAUCCACCCACUACUUGAACAAUUGCAAGAAGCUUUGGUGCUGGAGGUUAAAUAUCAACCUGAUCUUCAAUUACUCACUACAACGCAAAAUGAUGAGAUUACUAUCGAAGCACGGGAUGGGUCUGCUCAUGUAUUAAGAUGUUUGAAAGUAUGGUAUGAUUUACCAUCUGAUGUAUUUUUUCUUGCUAUUAAUUUGAUGGAUCGGUUUUUAACUAAAAUGAAAGCCAAACCAAAACAUAUGGCUUGCAUCAGUGUGGCAGCUUUUCAUAUCGCAGCAGUUCAAAUGGCUCAAUCUUUGGAUGCUGAUCAUUUGGUAUCUAUUUCUCAAUGCAAGUGUACUGGUGGAGAUCUUAAGCGUAUGUCAGAAGUAAUACGUAAUAAAUUGGAAUGGGUACCAGAUAUACAGCCAAUUACAUCAUUAACUUUUCUACGUUUGUUCAAUACAAUGUUUCAUACUGUUGCAUUGCAUUUGGGUAUUGGUGAUAUAUAUACUAAUGUUUUAAUGGAAUCUGAACUUUUUCUAAGAUUAGAAAUGAUAGCUUGCAAUGGAAAUUGUGCAAGUUUAAGGCCAUCGGAAGUAGCUUUGGUCUUAUUCUGUACAUAUUUAAAAGCAACCAUUACACGAUUAGAUUCAAAUAAAGAUGUUAAUACUUCUGCAACAUCUAUGACUGCUGGUCCUUCUACUAUGAAUUCAUCUGUAACAUCAGCACAUCAAAUGUUAAGACUGCUAAAGUUUUCUACUGAAAUACAAAAAAUAUGUAAGAUUUCAGGCGAUAGCUAUGUUUCUACUCAUGAAGCUGUAAGUGCAGUUUUAAAUAAAUAUAAUGCUCAAGAACAAACGCCACAUAGACAAAGACUCAUAUGGAAAUUAUCUUCACGUACAGCACGUCUUUUGCGUCCAACUGAUAAAUUUACUUCUGUUUUACCUGUCAUUGCUGAACACACUCCAGUUCCAUCUCCAAGUAGAAUAAGAAAAAACCGUAAGUUCUCUCGUCGUCAUGGAAACAAGAGGCGUUAAUAUAUCUUGCUUAUAAUAAGGGAAUAAUAAGCAAGAAAAAUCUAUCGUAUCUGAACGAAUUAGGAUUUAAAAUAGCAUUUUCCAACAUAAUAUUUAAUAAUAGAAAUGAUAUAGACCUUGUGCGUUUCUUGGAAAUGGAAAAUCAUUCAAUGUAAGUCAGUAUCUUAUCAUGUUAUUUGAAAGGGCAUGACACACGUGUAUAUAAUUGUUCGUUUCUUUAUUUUUUAUUUAUUUUUGAAUUUUUCUAAAGUCUAUUUUCUAAAUGAAAAUAAAAAAUUUAUG